Messenger RNA from Juglans regia (Persian walnut), 7367 nucleotides. Its product is annotated as chromatin modification-related protein EAF1 B-like. Gene Ontology annotation, cellular component: NuA4 histone acetyltransferase complex. The record is from RefSeq and is a predicted model, not a curated record. Lineage: Eukaryota; Viridiplantae; Streptophyta; Magnoliopsida; Fagales; Juglandaceae. The transcript has 23 exons. Bases 372 to 6425 code for a protein of 2017 amino acids.
GUCGUCUUCUUCCUCCUCUUCAUGCCCAGCCCACUACUCGCAGAGGUCGCAUAGUCCCCAAACCCCCACGAACACGAACACGACCUAACCAAACCGAAACCUAUACACCAUAGAGCGCGAUUAAAACCAAACCCUAGAAAUUAGAGGGACUGGUAGACUCUCAGAGACACUUUGAUACGCUUUCAUGGCUGGCAUUUCCGGGGACGCGUUGCGUUCUAGGGCAAAUUCGUGUUGAUUCGUUUUGGAAUAGGGCUCGUGGUUCGAAACCCUAGGAGAGAGAAAGUGUUUCCAAUUUCGCGGCUCCCGUCCCAAUUCAGUUUGUAGAGUAUUGAAUAGAUGGGAGGGGAAAGAUUGUAGGUAUUAAGGUAGGUAUGCAUGGAUAUACCUCAGAGUCUGGUCUCCUCGUAAAUGCUGAGGUUGAUUCCAUGGGUGGAGUUGUUGACGGCGGGGUUGGUAUUGGUUUGAAAACCUCUCCACGCCGAGCAGCUAUUGAGAGGGCUCAAGCAGCACUUAGGCAAGAAUACGAUGUUCGUGAGGAAAGGAGAAGGGAGCUAGAAUUUCUUGAGAAGGGUGGCAAUCCCUUGGACUUUAAGUUUGGGAAUGGAGCUUCAGUUAGUGUCCAGUCUACUUCACUCACAGAUCAGCAUCCAGAACAAAUUGUGACCAGUGAAGCAAAAGGUAGUUUUGCAUUGGCUACCUCACCUCAUGGAGAUUCUGUUGAGAGUAGUGGUAGACCAGGGGUUCCUGCAGUUUGUGAACCAAAUAGCGCUGAUAAUCUGUUGCUUUUUGAUGGUGACAAUGAGUUACUUGAAGGUGAAAGAAGCUCUAUACAACCUGGUAGAAUGAAUCGCAUUCUUCCAUCUGAGCAGUCUUUCCAGAUGGAUGGGAGUCAAAAUGCCAAGGAAUCUGAAGAUUCAGCUUUUCUCCGCCCAUAUGCUCGAAGGUAUAGGUCCAGACCGAGCCGUGAUGGUGUUCGUGGUAGGGAUGGAAAGGAGGUGAUGUCUGAAAUGAACAACACAAAAGACCAGAAUAUACCUUCUGUUUCUAAUGCAAAGGCUGCUACUUCAAAUGGUGACAUCGCUUCAAAAAAUGUAUCUUCUGAUAAUCAGUUGGAUACGGACAGGGAUGGUGUGCAGGCUCUAGAGACUAUUAGCAGUAUCCUGCCAGAAGUUAAGUUGGAUGUUAAGACUCCCAAGAGCUUGAGGGAUAAUCAACACGAUCAAUCUUGUCAAGUCAAUCCACAGCAAACUGCUGUUGAUAUGGCUUCUGGGGUACCUGAUCUUGUUGGAGAAAGGCAUCAGGCAGUUUCAGCUGGUUUUGAAUAUCCACCUAGUGAAACUACAGGAAGAGUUGAGAAUGACACUAGAUCUGGUCAGUUGAAUGAGUUUAGCAGCAUCAAAUUAGAUAGAAAAAGCAUACUGGAUGAAGGUCAAAAUAGCAAUGCAGCAUUAGGCACAGAGGGUUUAGAUUCUGAGUGCUUUGGUACUCAAACUAGCCUAGGCGUAGAUGUAAAUAACGACAAUAACUUGUGUACUACAAGGAAUGCCACAUCUAAUGGGAAUGCUAUGGAGCAAACUUCAAAUUUUGAAGAGACAAUAAAUUUAGCUGGUGGUGAAGUGGUAAAACAAAUGAAAGAGCCCUAUGGUGUUGAUAAAAAGAAUGACACUAAGGCUGUUGACAAAAGGAACGAAAGCAAGGCCUUUGAUGGGGGUCUUAUUAUUAAUGCCCAUCAUGAUUCCGUUUAUGAAAACCACCCUGGCAAUGGUACUACAGUCAAAGUUGAGGAAGAUAUGCACACAGGUAGAUGUGAAUUGCAAAAAGAGGUGAAAUGUACUUCUAACAUUGAGGGAGUGCAACAAAAUGAACAUAUCGAAUCAGAGAUUGAGGGAAAACUGGAUGUCUUAUUGGUUGAUAAUUCCAAACACGAUAAGGAAAACAUUAAUGCUGGCAGACUUGGAGAACGUAUGGAUAUCUUGAGCUGUGAGCAUCCAGGGAUGGACUCUUCUGCUGCCCAUGAACUUCAAAAUUGUUCUGGUAACCCUUCACAAUUGUCAGAUAUGGCUCAUGAAGAUUCUAUUCUGGAAGAGGCACGAAUUAUAGAGGCGAAGCACAAGAGAAUAGCAGAAUUAUCUGUUCCUAUUUUACAUUCGGAGAAUCAGAGAAAAUGUCAAUGGGAUUUUGUUCUUGAGGAAAUGGCAUGGUUGGCAAAUGAUUUUGCGCAGGAGCGUCUUUGGAAGAUAAGUGCUGCUGCUCAAAUAUGUCAUCAGGUCACUUCUACUUCUCGGUCGAGAUUGAAAAAGCAAAACCAAUGUUGGGAGCUAAGAAGAGUAGCUCACACAUUAGCGAAGGCUGUCAUGCAGUUUUGGUGUUCAGCAGAGGUGGUUUCAAAUAGUGAUGAUAGUGUUGGUCAAAACAACUUGAAGUGUAGUUUGGUUGGAUCAAGGAGGGUGGAUGGAAACGAAGUUUUUAAGGACAAGAUUGAAGAAUCCCAUACGGAGACAAGCAAAGAAUUAGGGACACAGUAUCCUGGACAAAAUGCUACAACUGCCGUAGUGGAAUAUGCAAUGAGAUUUUUGAAAUGUAACAACCCGCUUGGUGCUUUUCUUCAAGCGCAGGCACCAGCAACUCCUGACAGGACAUCUGAUUUAGGAAUUGUGGAGUCAUCGUGGGAGGAGCAUCUUGCCGAAGAAAACCUUUCCUAUUUGGUUCCAUCUGGUGCAAUGGAGACCUACAGAAAGUCUAUUGUAUCUCAUCUGCUAGAGUUUGAGAAAACUGGGAGUGCCAUGCAAGAAGAAGUUGAAACAUCAGCUUAUGGUGCUGUGGCAGAGUAUGGAUAUGAAGGGAAUGCAUAUGAUGAGUAUGAAGGAGAAACAAGUCCGUUUUCUUUGCCCGGUAGCAAGUCAUCAAAAUUUUCCCAGAAGAAACGGAAAAAAGGGAUGGAAUCAUACAAUUCGAGAUCAUAUGAAGUGGGAGCUGAUUUGCCCUAUGGACACUUCACAACUGGAACUCAGCAGUCAGUGUUGAUUGGGACAAGGCCUGCUAGUCUUAAUGUUGGUCCAAUUCCUACCAAGCGCAUGCGCACUGCUACUAGGCAAAGGGUUUUGAGUCCUUUCGGUGCUGGAGCAACUGGGACCAUUCAGGCUCAACUUAAGACAGAUGCUUCAAGUGGAGAUACUAAUUCCUGUCAGGAUGAUCAAAGCACUUUGCAUGGGGGAUCCCAGAUACAGAAAAGUGCUGAGGUUGAGUCGGUUGGGGACUUCGAAAAGCAGUUGCCAUAUGACUCUGCAGAAACAUCAUCAAUGAGGCCUAAAAAGAAGAAGAAGGCAAAGCAUCUGGCAUCCACAUAUGACCCGGGAUGGCAGCUGGAUUCUGCCAUUCUUAAUGAACAGAGGGAUCAUUCCAAGAAGAGAUUGGACAAUCACCACUUUGAAUGUAAUGGAACAAGUGGUUUGUAUGGGCAGCCUAAUGCCAAGAAACCAAAGAUUGUGAAGCAAUCACUAGAUAAUAAUUUUGACAACAUUACUCCUAUGGGUGGGUCCAUUACUUCCCCUGUGGCAUCCCAGAUGAGUAAUAUGUCCAACCCGAAUAAAUUCAUUAAAUUGAUAGGUGGUCGGGAUAGGGGCCGGAAAGUUAAAGCAUUGAAGAUGUCUGCCGGGCAGUCUGGUUCUGGAAGUCCCUGGUCGCUAUUUGAAGACCAGGCGCUUGUUGUUCUUGUACAUGAUAUGGGUCCUAACUGGGAGCUUGUAAGUGAUGUUAUCAACAGUACUCUGCAGUUUAAGUGUAUCUUUCGGAAGCCUAAAGAGUGUAAGGAGCGGCACAAACUUUUAAUGGACAGGAAUGCUGGGGAUGGAGCUGAUAGUGCUGAAGAUUCAGGGUCUUCUCAGUCUUAUCCAUCUACCUUACCAGGCAUUCCAAAGGGUAGCGCCAGGCAAUUGUUUCAACGCUUGCAGGGGCCAAUGGAAGAGGAUGCUAUCAGGGCGCAUUUUGAGAAAAUCAUUAUGAUUGGGCAGAAGCAGCACUAUCGGAGGAGUCAGAGUGAUAACCAAGGUCUGAAACAAAUUGGACCUGUUCACAAUUCCCAUGCUGUGGCUGUUAACCAAGUUUGCCCAAAUAACCUGAAUGGAGGUGCUCUAACGCCACUUGAUCUCUGUGAUGCAACCACAUCAAGCCAAGAUGUUCAUCAUCCACUUGGUUUUCAAGAUUCUCAUGCAAGUGGUUUAGGAAUAUCAAGUCAGGGUGCUGUUGCAUCGAUGCUUCCUACUUCUGGGGUGAAUUCCACCCUACAAGGAUCUUCUGGUGUGGUUCUUGGUAGUAACGUGCCAUCACCAUCUGGCCCAUUGAAUGCCUCUGUCAGGGAUGGCAGAUACAAUGCUCCAAGAACAUCAUCUUUACUGGUUGAUGAGCAGCAAAGAAUGCAGCAAUACAAUCAAAUGUUAUCUGGUAGAAAUAUCCAGCAGUCUAGCAUGUCAGUUUCAGGGCCAGGGGGUCUUUCAGGAACUGAUCGUGGUGUGCGUAUGCUACCUGGUGGAAAUGCUGUGGGCAUGGGGUGUGGAAUGAAUAGAAACGUGCCAAUGUCAAGACCUGGGUUUCAGGGAUUGCCCUCAUCAUCUAUGUUGAAUUCUGGGACAAUGCUUUCUUCCAGUAUGGUGGGGAUGCCAAGCUCUGUAAGCAUGCACUCUGGAGCUGGUUCUGGUCAAGUGAACUCUAUGUUAAGGCCUCGUGAGGCUCUUCAUAUGAUGCGGCCUGGCCAUAACCCGGAGCAUCAAAGGCAAAUGAUUGUUCCUGAGCUUCAGAUGCAGGCCACACAAGGGAACAGCCAAGUUAUCCCCCAUUUCAAUGGGUUGACUUCUGCUUUCUCUAAUCAGACUACUUCACCACCUGUUCAGCCAUAUGGAGGCCACUCUCAGCAGCAUCAUCAGAUGUCUCCCCAGCAGUCUCAUGCUCUCAGUGGCCCUCAUCACCCUCAUAUUCAGGGCCCCAAUCCUGCUACAGGUUCCCAGAAUCAAGCUUAUGCAAUCCACCUUGCUAAAGACAGGCAUCUACAGCAGCGGUAUUUGCAGCAGCAGCAGCAACGGCAACAGUUAGCUGCAUCCAACGCUUUAAUGUCGCAUGUCCAGCCACUGCCACAACCUCCCACAUCAUCUUCUAUACAAAAUAAUUCCCAGAUUCAGUCCCAAACUUCGUCUCAGCCAGUAUCUAUGUCACCAGUGACACCAUCUUCCCCAAUGGCUCCUUUAUCAUCUCAGCACCAACAGAAACAUCACCUGCCACAACAUGGGAUCAGCCGGAAUCCUGGUGUCAGUGGGUUGACUGGUCAGAUGGGGAAGCAACGGCGACAGCCUCAACAGCAGCCAUUUCAACAAUCUGGCAGGCACCACCCUAAUCAACGGCAACAAGCACAGUCUCAACAACAGGCUAAACUUUUAAAGGGAAUAGGAAGAGGGAACAUGUCGGUGCAUCAGAACCUCCCCAUUGAUCAUUGUCAUAUCAAUGGCCUUUCUGUGCCUCCAGGAAGCCAAGCUCCUGAGAAAGGAGAGCAGAUCAUGCAUGCAAUGCAAGGCCAAGGCUUAUAUUCUGGCUCUGGUAUAAACCCAGUCCAACAAUCUAAACCAGUAGUUCCUUCUCAAUCUUCAAACCACUCCCAGCUGCAGCAAAAGCUAAUUGGCCCUGCACCCACUACGUCGAAGUCUCUGCAGCAGAUACCUCCCAAUGCUGAUAGUAGCAGUCAAGGCCAGUCUCCACCAGUUCCUCCGGGUCAUGCAUUAUCAUCUUCUCAUCAAACGGUUCCAUCUUCGGUUGCUUCCAACCAUCAGCAGCUACAGCCACAGCCACACAUAAAGCAGUUUAAUCAAACUCAAUCAAGUGCUCAGAGAUUGCUCCAACAGAAUCGUCAAGUGAAUUCUGAGUUAAAGAACAAGUCUCAGACUGAUCUAGCUCAAGCUGACCAGCAGUCUGUGAAGAAUGCUUCUCCAGUGAUUUCUAGCACUGCAAUGCCACAGGCCUGUAAUGAUUCAGCUGAUGUGAUACCUGUUGUUUCUUCUUCCGUUUCUCCUCAGUGGAAGGUGUCAGAAUUAGUAUAUGAUUCUAAUAUGCCUAAUAUGGGGAAUACACCUAUUUCAAAUUCCUCUGGGAGUGAGCCAUUACCACCCAUCAGUCAGGGGUUGGGUCCAAGGCAGUUAUCUGGUAGCUUUCCCUCGCAUGGUAAUAAUGUUGGAGUACAGUGGCAGCCUCAGCUUCCACUGCAACAGUCUCUAACAUCCCCACUCCCAUCCCAACAACAGUAUCAGCAUCAAGAACGACAGCAGCAAGAACAGCAAUCACCUCAGAAUCUUCAGCCACAACAACAGUCUCAACCGCAAAUACAGCUUCUGCAAGCAGGGCAAGGAAGUUUGUACGUGAGGCCCACAAGUUCUACUCUGGAAUGAAGCAAUCUAAUUGAUUGAGCAUUUCAAGACUGGUCGGCUUGUCAGGAUUGGGUCUGCAUGCCCAUGUAACAGCAGUGUACAGAUGAAGCUGGUUGUUCCAUAUUUGCAUUGUAGGACAGAAGGAGAUGCCGAUCAUUAUUCGCUUGUACUGUCUGAAGUUAAUUGAAGCAAAAUUUGGGCAUGGCACUAUCAUCGUGUAUUUUUUGGCAGAUCUUGUAUAUUACCACUUGUUUAGAGUUUUAGGAAGAUAAAGAUGGAAAUAGAGGUAUGUGUACAGGUUCUCAUCUCUUUUUUUUCUUGUACUUCUUUUCUUCUUUUAUCUCCUUGGUUCCCUGCACAUGUGGAGGGCUCGAAUUCCUUUUUUUACCCCACUAGAUUAGCGCAUGUAUUAUUAUCCUUUCAUAUUAAUGGGGUAGCAAUUAUUUUUAUGGCCCAAAGCCUCUUGGAAUUUUUGUGCAUAUAUUGAUUAUGGAGUAUGCGCUAGGUGAGCCUAUGGAAUUAUUGUAAUUUAUAACCAUUUUCCGUUUAAUGCAACAAACCUUCCUCGCCUGUUUCCUGCUGUGCAUAUUGAGCAACAAGCCCUUCAAGCGUCAAUAUCGGUAUGUUUUGCAGAGGUUAUUUUGUUCUAGGGGGUGGUUACACUUACUAGCUAUUGAUUGACACCUUUACAUUGCUGGGGAAUUUUGGUAUAUUCCUGUUGAUAAUGAUGAGAGCCUGUAUGUGCCUUUGUAAGAAUUAUUGCCUGUUGACGUACAUGUUACCUUAAUUUGUAAGAAUUAUUGCCUGUUGACAAUACUAAAGUCGAUUGCUGAGCGAAGGAAGCCACAGAUGUUUGACUCCAAGGUGUCAAUUGUUGAGUUGUGUAGCCAAUGUAUUCAUUCAAGCAGUGAUUGUUAAAAUCUUCAUUUAUUUAUUAUUAUUAUUUUGCAUUUGUACUCGAUU